GGAAGGAUUGUAAUAAACAAGCUGUCCUAAUCCUUUGGUUUCACCUCCUACGCCUCCUCAGCUCUGUCCACCUCUCCCUCCCGGUCUCACUCCUCUGCCACUCUGCUCUCCGAGCUGGAGUGGAUGCUGCUAAACUGAGCGGCUCUAUAGGUUGGUCCUUUUCAGAAGAGUUCCUGUCGGGACCAUUUAUGGCACGCUGGGGGAAAUACAUCGAGGAAUGCAGAGCAGAGACCAGGCUGGACUGAGAGAAACCGCAGGAGGAGCGAUAAAACUGAUCUGGGAAAAGCAAAAAGUUGGAGGCUGAGGGGAGCAGGUGGAGCCCGGCGUCAGCAGCUCCAGCAAGUCAUCGUUUUUCCUUCCAACAGGUGACACCCCCAGACGUUCAGAUGCAUUUAUCACUGGACACCAUGAGCAUGGUGGACGACAGCUGCCUCUCACCCAGCAACUUCCACGAAAUGGGGAAAGGCGGGGGCGCCGCAGUCGGGGGCCGCGUCCACAGCAUUGAUGUCAUCCUGGGCUUCAGUAAGGACCAGGAACCCUUGCUAAGUUCUGCCGGACCCAUGGGGCCCCAGAAGAUGGGCUUAGAUGGACUGGGAGAUCACGUGAAGCAGCAGGAGUCCUUGUCCCACCCGUCCUACAGCGGACACCUGAGAAACAGCAGCUCACAGCAGCAGCAGUACCAGGAUCCUGGUUUGUACACAAGCAAGAGUGAAGAAGAGCUGGCUGAGCUCAGGAAAAAUGUGGAGAGCGACGACGGCAAGUCACCUGAGUCAUGCCAGGAUGAUCAACCCAAGAAGAAGCACAGACGCAACCGCACCACCUUCACCACCUACCAGCUGCACGAGCUGGAGCGCGCCUUCGAGAAGUCCCACUACCCAGACGUCUACAGUAGGGAGGAGCUGGCCAUGAAAGUGAACCUCCCUGAAGUACGAGUCCAGGUCUGGUUCCAGAACCGCAGAGCUAAAUGGCGUCGGCAGGAAAAAAUGGACGCCAGUACCAUGAAGCUUCAUGACUCCCCAAUGCUGUCCUUCAGUCGCCCGCCUCCGGUUCACACCAGCAUGGGUCAAAUAACCAACUCCCUCCCGUUGGAUCCCUGGCUGACGUCUCCCCUGUCCAGCGCCACAUCCGUCCAGUGUAUCCCAGGCUUCAUGGGUCCAGCUCAGGCCCUCCAGCCCAGUUAUCCCAGCCAUGGAUUCCUCAACAGCGCCCCCCAUGCUCCUCACCUGCACGCUCACCCCCAUCCUCCAUCGGGGCAGGGGAUGCAGAGCAUGGCUCCCCCACCUUACCAGUGUCCAGCCCCAUACUCCGAUAAAUUCCCCCUGGAAGACGUGGACCAGCGCAGCUCGAGCAUCGCCGCUCUGAGAAUGAAAGCCAAGGAACACAUCCAGUCCAUGGACAAGACCUGGCAACCCAUGUGACUAAUUGAGAGUCCAUGUGAGGAACAAUCCUGGCACAAAGCAGACAAUGAAAACUCCUGUCAUGCCUGCUCUGCCACAAAAUUGAAGUGAGACUGAGCUGUGAAAACGGAAGAACAUUUUUGGUACUUUCUUUUCUUUUUAACUUUUUUCUCAUCUCCAAGACUUAAAAGUGAAACCAUGGUGAGGUUGCAUUAAUGGUUAUCCCUUCUUCCUGUUAAUGUUGGGUGCAGAAAAACCAACUAUGGUCAUCAUUGCUUGCACCCAAGAAACUACUGUAAUUCACUUUUUUUAAUUAAACAUGCUUUUUAAAAACUCAGACAAAUUAAUUCUCACAUUUUAUGAACAUACUUGGGUGUCUUACGAAAGUAUUCACACCUCUUGGACUUUUUUACAUUUUGUCACAUCGUAGCCAUAAACUUCAGGAUCUUAUGUGAUGAGACAAUACAAAGCAGUGAAUAAUGGUGAAGUGGAAAACAAUGCUAAGGGGUUUUAAAGAUUUUUGACACACAUGCAUGCACACACACACGGACACACACACGCGCACACGCACGCACACACACACGCGCACACACACACACACACACACACAAAAGGAAAAACAUUUGCAUUUCCUAUUAGUUUCCACCAAAACUAAUCUUCCUGGUUAAUAAUUGUCUUAAGCUUUCUGGGGUCCAAAUUAUAAAAUACAAAACAUAGGAUAACAGUAACAUUAACAUAAUACAGAUAAAAUUAGUCAUACAUCUCACAUUACAAAUUACAUACAUUCACCUAGAUUUAAAAAAAUUUCAGUUCUCUUUAAAAAGGUAAAGCAUUCAAAUAUCUGAUGUAUUUAGGGAAUUUGCCCCAUUCCUGAAUUGUUCUGUAGAUAACAGAUUUUUGUAAAAUAAGUUUAUUUCAGCACAGUUUAUAAUUAAUUCACCCUCCUUAUGUCAAAACUAGUGCAGCUCCAAGUGUUUUAAGGUCAAUCUUUACUUGUUUUGCACAUUUGCACAUCUGCAGUCAGAAAGGCUGUCAAGUCUUGCUACAGAUUUUGAAUGGGAUUUAGGUGUGGGCUUUGACUGGGCCAUUUUAGCACUUGAAUACACGUUUAUCUGAACCAUUCCAAUGCAUCUCUGGUCCAAAUGUUUAGAGUUGUCCUGUUGGAAGAUGACCCUCCACCCUCUUGGUCUUUUGCAGCCCUAACAAGUUUCCUUUAUGGAUUCGACUGUAUUUAGCUCCAUCCAUGUUCCUACCAACUCUCAUCAGCCCCACAGUAUGAUGAUGCCAUCACGUUUCACCAUGCGAUGGUGUGUUCAGGGUAAUAUGCAAUGUUAGCUUUUAGCUCACAUAAUUUUUUAGAUAUAGGCCAAAGAUUUCAGUUUUGGUCUAAACAGAACAUCUUAUAUAUGUUUGCUCUGCUCAUUACACCACUUGUGGCAAACUGCAGACAAACUUCUAAUAACUUUCUUUCAACAAUGGAUUUCAUCUUGCAACUCUUCCUUAAAAGCUAGACUUUUGGAUUGAACGAUUAAAAGUUGUCCUGUCAACAGAUUCUCAAACAGUGCAGAUCCUCCAGAGUUACCAUGAAGCCCAACCUUUCCCCCAUGAUCUGCCUGGUUCCUUUGUUUUCAAACCUGUGACUUUUCACAGUAGACAACCUAUUUUUGUAUUUGUACUGGAUUAUAUUUAUGAGUCCCAACGUAAAUGAGGUCUAGUAGAAAAAAUGUAUGCGACACUUCUCUUGUCUCAUUGUACAAAUUAAAAAAAGACUUGUAUCAUUUUCCUUCCACUUCAUAAUUACACUCUGCUUUGUGUUUUCUUUCACAUAAGACCCCAGUAAAAUACACUGAAAUGUUUGGCUUCGCUGGCAAAUCUGGCAUGAAUACUUCUGUAAGGCUUAGCAUAUGGUUGGUGUUUCUAGCUCAGAGCUCAGAUACUUCAAAGUCAUUGGAGAAAGAGGUCAACAGAGGACAUUUAUAGCUCUAUAGACCUGGAGAAUUUUGUCAAUAUGAGGCUGAAAACUGGAAUAAGAAUAAUUCGGUCCUGAAGAAAGACGUCCUGCCACCUUUUUUGACCCAGAGUUAAUAUUGCACCAAAACCUAUCCUGAUUAUUUUCUGACAUUCUGCUUUAAAUACAAAAUGGAGGGUUGAACCAGAUACAAAAACCAGCAAAAGUACAAAUUUUUUGUUGUUUUUCUUGCUUGAGUGGCAGUUAGAGGAGAAAACCUGUUGGCAACUCAGUGCUGGUUGGCUGAGAGUACGUGCAGCGCAGCAGAAAGAGUCCUGUGUGAUGCGUCACCCCGCAUAGUUUGGUCUUUGUUUGGCACAAUUGAUCCAAGUGUAUCCUCUUUGUCUGAAACUGAAGGGGGAGAAACGGUCUCAGGCUGGACUAAAUAGGCCCAUUUUGUUAUGGAAGUUUCUUUUUUCCCCCUGUUGAUCAAACAACAAGGAACAUAGAUUGUAAGCUGCGGUCAUUAGGGACACAGAAUCAGUCUUUUACCAUCUGUUGCAGCACUGAGCUCUAAUUAUCUUCAAAGUAGAGAAGGUCAGUUGUAAAAAAUCAAUAUGAAACAGGAAAAAUCGGCUCUGAUUCAGAGAUGUUUCUGCAUCCCACAAACUUGAACAUGUACAGGUAGAACAAUGAUGUCUCAACUUGAUAAUGGAAAAAGAGGGAGAUCAAAACCAUUAUUUUAUGCAGUGCAAUCUCAAAUCCCCCCUUAUUGUUCUGUCAUUGCAUUCUGUCUUAUAAUGUUUUAUUUUAAUAUAACUGCAAACAGCAAAGAACUCAAAUCCGCAGCUCACUUUUAGUUCUCAUGUAAUUUUUAUUUUAUU
Messenger RNA from Poecilia reticulata (guppy), 4229 nucleotides. It is a transcript of the gene rx1, whose product is annotated as retinal homeobox gene 1. Lineage: Eukaryota; Metazoa; Chordata; Actinopteri; Cyprinodontiformes; Poeciliidae. Gene Ontology annotation, biological process: positive regulation of transcription by RNA polymerase II. The record is from RefSeq and is a predicted model, not a curated record. Gene Ontology annotation, molecular function: DNA-binding transcription factor activity, RNA polymerase II-specific; RNA polymerase II cis-regulatory region sequence-specific DNA binding.